Messenger RNA from Ogataea parapolymorpha DL-1, 1050 nucleotides. RefSeq names its product AB hydrolase superfamily protein. The coding region runs from base 1 to 1050 and encodes 349 amino acids. The record is from RefSeq and is a predicted model, not a curated record. Gene Ontology annotation, molecular function: hydrolase activity. The transcript has a single exon. Lineage: Eukaryota; Fungi; Ascomycota; Pichiomycetes; Pichiales; Pichiaceae.
AUGAGCGGACACGAGGCAAUUAACCCUAUCCACCCUUCCAUGGUGGGUAAACUCGACCCAGAGUUUGAGAAGAUGUACAAUGAGCAUGUUGCCAAUACCCCUAACCGUCCUAUCGAUCUUCCUUUGCUGAGAAAGAAUUACAAUAAAAUAUAUUCCUAUGGCACUGCUCCUGCACCGGAAAUUAAGAACAUUGAAAAUACAACGUUUCCAAGCUUUGAUGGCGAACCGGUGGCCCUGCGAAUUUACCGGCCAAACGACUACUCAGAGUCUGAAAAGUUGCCAGUUCACCUGGAUUUCCAUGGAGGCGGUGCAGCAGUUGGUGAUCUCGACACCGAAGCCCACAUUCUGAAAGAGUACGUUGCAAGAGCAAGAAUUGCCGUCGUGGAUGUUGAUUAUAGACUAAUUCCGGAAUACAAGUUUCCUACUGGUGUCAAAGACUGCUUUGAAGCCACCAAAUACGUCUAUGAGCACGCCGAUGAACUUGGGUUCGAUAAAAAUUCCAUUUCUGUCGGAGGAGUUUCCGCUGGCGGCCACAUUUGUCUGGCUGUGGAUCAUCUCUGCCGCGACAUUGGGCUCAAGCUGGUGUUGGUUUGUGCCGGUACGCCUCAGAUUGCCGAUAUCUCUAACGUCAAAACCGCAGCAGACUCUCCAUACCUUUCGAUCAAGGAGUGCGAGUUUGCCCCUACAUUGAACUGGGCACGUUUGAAGUGGUUUGACGACAUCAAGUGGAAAUGGCUCGAGGAUCUGACCGAGGAGCAGAAACAGAAGGAACUGGCGGAAAUCGGAUGGCUCAAAGAUCUGAUGCUGGCUCCGAAUUUCAAGGGAUUGACCAAAACUCUCGUUUUCACUGCUGGAUUGGACCCUUUGAGGAGUGAAGGCCUCGAGUACGCCAAGAAGCUCAUGGACUACGGUGUGGAGGUUGUGUACAAAUGCUACGAAGGUGUGCCACAUCCAUUCCAGCAUAUGAAUAAGAACCUCUGGCAGGCACGGGACUUUAUCUACAGAACGUCUCUAGAGCUGGCUUUGGCACACAAAACUUUGACUUUUUAG